Williopsis jadinii is the source of this 1560-nucleotide messenger RNA. RefSeq lists its product as uncharacterized. NCBI's taxonomy places the organism in Eukaryota, Fungi, Ascomycota, Saccharomycetes, Phaffomycetales, Wickerhamomycetaceae. The coding region runs from base 1 to 1560 and encodes 519 amino acids. Gene Ontology annotation, molecular function: L-2-aminoadipate:2-oxoglutarate transaminase activity; pyridoxal phosphate binding; aromatic-amino-acid:2-oxoglutarate transaminase activity. The transcript has a single exon. The record is from RefSeq and is a predicted model, not a curated record. Gene Ontology annotation, biological process: L-tyrosine biosynthetic process; aromatic amino acid catabolic process.
AUGACAACAGACUACGAAACGCAGUUCUCUCCGCUGAUCUCGGCUAGAUCCAGAAAAAGGUUCUUCAAGACCUUCUACGAUUUCGAUGCAAAGCCUGAUCCGUUGGCUCAUCCGAACCCGAUUCCGCUAGGAGGUGGAACCCCAAAUGAAGGGUUCUUCCCCGUGGAAUCCAUCCACGUGAACUUGGUGGAUCAACCUUUCCAGCACUUUGACUACGAAGUGAAAGGUCCGGGCACAAACUCUUUUGACAAGAACACGGAUGAACAGGUGCACAAGUUGAACGGAGAUCACACAGCGGUCAAUACUUAUCGUUACCCUUUGAAUGAUGAUCAAAUCUCUAUUCACAAGGGGUUUCAAUACUCAAACAGUGAUGGUUUCCCACAGCUGCAAAAAUUCUCCAAGGAAUUGAUCACAACUUUGCAUAAGCCUGCGUACGAUGAUUACGAUGUAAUCAUCACUAACGGCUCAGGUGAUAGUUUGUUCAAAGUUGCAGAUUUGGUUUGUGAAGAUGGCGGCUCCAUACUUGUUGAGGAAUUUACAUUCACACCUUUCAACAACUCUGCUGAAAACCACAAUACCGCUGUUAUCCCGGUCAAACUUAACAUAAAGGACGGGAGUGAGCCAGGUAUUGACCCAGAAUACUUGGAUGACUUGCUCACAAAUUGGUCCACUGGUCCUUAUAAGGAUAAGAAGAAACCAACUGCCCUUUACACCAUCCCAACUGGUCAAAAUCCAACUGGCUUGACACAGAGCCUGAGCUUGAGAAAGAAGAUAUAUGCUCUUGCAGAGAAGCACAACUUCCUCAUCAUUGAAGACGAUCCAUACGGAUACAUAGUGUUACCAAAAUACGGUACACCAAACGUUUAUGAGUCGCCAGAUUUCACACCUGCAGAAUACAAGAAGCUGUUGACUCCAUCUUACUUGACUAUUGAUACGUCAGGCCGUGUCAUCAGACUGGAUACUUAUUCCAAACUAUUUGCACCGGGUUUGAGAUUGGGUUUUAUCACUGCAAACCCUUACCUACGUAGAAGAAUCUUUAUCCAUACUCUACUCUCAACAAGACACCCAUCUGGUGUUUCUCAGUUGUUGUUGAACAACAUCAUUCAACAGUGGGGCGGUGUUGACGGUUGGUUAACUUGGUCUUCAAAAGUUGCCAAACAUUACACGUAUAGACGUGAUAUCUUUUUGAAAGAAAUAUACUCAUCACAGCCUUAUAAGCAAGGUCAGAUCACUGUUGUUGAGCCAGAUGCUGGUAUGUUCAUAAUUGUCUACAUCAACAUUGAAUCUCAGGUUCAAGAUCCACACGAUUAUGAAAAGAUCCUGGCCAAGCUCAAGACCAAGUACAUCAGACAUGGUGUUGAUGUUGUGUUUGGUAACAAGAUGGUUGCAGAUCCAACUUUUGAGAACACUAUCAAAAACGGUAAUUUUAUUAGAACCACGAUUGCUGCAGUCAGUGAUAAUGACGCUCUAAUUGAAGGUCUCAAGAGAUUCAGCAGUGCUACGACAGAGUUUUUUGAAGAGUUGAAUGGUGGUCAAUACGAUGAGUUGAUCUCUAAAUGA